Colletotrichum gloeosporioides is the source of this 192-nucleotide messenger RNA. RefSeq lists its product as uncharacterized. The coding region runs from base 1 to 192 and encodes 63 amino acids. The transcript has a single exon. Lineage: Eukaryota; Fungi; Ascomycota; Sordariomycetes; Glomerellales; Glomerellaceae. The record is from RefSeq and is a predicted model, not a curated record.
AUGAACGGCGAGAUCAAAGACUUGAACACUAUGGCUAAAGCCAUUGAACUAAUCACGAAGAAGGUCGACAAAAUCGCCGCAGUGCAUACCGUGGAGACCGCCUUGGACAACGUAACCCCAACAAAGUCCAACAGCGAGAUCGAUAAGAAGGUCGACAGACGCACAACUAAGCUCAAACCGUCACGAAGAUGA